CCUCGAAGACUCGAUUCAACGUUGUACUAGAAAUGGACCAGAUUCAGCACAAGUACAUAGCCGUACAUGGCCUGAACCUCCACGUCGCCGACAUCGGAACCGGUCCCAAUGUGGUCAUGUUCCUGCACGGAUUCCCAGAAAUAUGGUACUCGUGGCGCCACCAGAUGAUCGCUGCCGCCGGCGCCGGCUUCCGGGCCAUCGCCCCCGACUACCGUGGACAUGGUCUUUCCGACUUGCCGCCGGAACCCGAGAAGGCCUCCUACCGUGACCUCGUCAAUGACAUCCUUGCAAUUCUUGAAGCCCUUGCUAUCACUAAGUUUUUCGUGGUUGCAAAAGAUUAUGGAGCUUGGCCAGCAUACAUACUUGCUCUUCUUUACCCAGAUAGGAUCUUGGGAGUUGUAACAUUGGGAGUGCCAUACUUACCAGCUUCAAGUCGUCCUAGUUUCGCAGAAUCCCUCCCUGAAGGUUUCUACAUCUCAAGAUUUCAUGAACCAGGCAGGGCUGAAGCAGAUUUCGGGCGCUUUGAUGCGACAACAGUUUUUCGGAAUAUUUACAUCCUUUUCUCCAGAAGCGAAAUCCCAAUAGCUGCAGAAAACCAGGAGAUCAUGGACUUGGUUGACCCCUCUACACCUCUUCCCCCUUGGUUAUCUGAGGAAGAUCUUCAAGCAUAUGGAGAUUCAUAUGAGAGAACAGGUUUCCAGACUGCAUUGCAGAUCACAUAUAGGUCCAAGUCAGACGACAUGGGCAUAACAGAGCUAAUUGUUAAAGUUCCGGUGCUUGUUAUAGUGGGACAGAAGGAUUACUUUCUAAAGUUUCCGGGGAUAGAGGACUCUAUAACCAGUGGAAAGGUGAAGGAGUUUGCAACUGAUUUGGAGCUUGUAGAUAUGCCUGAAGGAACACAUUUUGCUCAAGAACAAUUUCCUGACCAGUUCAAUCAGAUAAUGCUCACCUUCCUUAAAAAGCACAUCUGAUUUCCACAGAUAAGGUGUUAUCUAUGUUUUUAAAGAGGUUUUCUUAAUUCCAGUGGGUAUUAUCAUGGGAUGAUGUGAAAGGUAGAAUAAUCAAUAAUCUGCUUUGUGGCAUGUAAUGUUCUGAAACUAUAAUAAGGUCUUUCCAAUACCUUCAUUUUGAAGUCCAUUGUAAGGAAAGUAUAGGGGUUUGACUUCCUAUUACCCUGUGUUCAGUAUCAUAGUUCCUUCUGGAUUCAAAAUGUAUUACUGAGGGGGAAGGUUGAUGGUUUUACUGUUUAAGUAAGCAAAAGCUUUACUAAAAUCC
This is a messenger RNA of Fragaria vesca subsp. vesca, 1275 nucleotides long. Its product is annotated as bifunctional epoxide hydrolase 2-like. The coding region runs from base 33 to 971 and encodes 312 amino acids. The transcript has 5 exons. The record is from RefSeq and is a predicted model, not a curated record. Gene Ontology annotation, molecular function: hydrolase activity. NCBI's taxonomy places the organism in Eukaryota, Viridiplantae, Streptophyta, Magnoliopsida, Rosales, Rosaceae.